Molecule: messenger RNA, 3502 nt
Organism: Gadus morhua (Atlantic cod)
Lineage: Eukaryota; Metazoa; Chordata; Actinopteri; Gadiformes; Gadidae
Gene: exd2
Product: exonuclease 3'-5' domain containing 2
Exons: 10
Coding region: 432-2435 (667 amino acids)
Biological process (GO): nucleobase-containing compound metabolic process
Cellular component (GO): nucleus; cytoplasm
Molecular function (GO): 3'-5' exonuclease activity; nucleic acid binding
Source: RefSeq, a predicted model, not a curated record
CUGUCACUAUAUAAAAUGACCGGAAGUGCUUUAUCACAACUGCAUAAGAAACGAGCGUGGAUGUACCCGGCUCUGGCCUCUUGAGUUGUCCUACACAGGAUUUCCCGUCUACAUCUGCAGCUUACUGACGUACAGGUGUUUGCAGUCAUCAUUAGCCACAUGGCUAGCAGUGGAUCAGACCACCUCACUUUUUCUGUUGACCAACUCCCGAGUCCACACGUCUAACCGCGUGUUUUCCAGGGCAAUGCUGAGUCGGGAAGUAUCAUAACGGAGGAGAUUGAUUUCCAGUGGUCCCCGGUGACAAAGGGCAACGCCGAUACCUCUCCAUCCAGCGAAGAAGCCGGGCGACGCACGUUGAACUCUGCCCCACGGACGGCAUGUUUUGAUACCCAGUCCAGUAUCCUCUACCCGUCCUACUACCCCACUCGAAGAUGUCUCCACGCGGGUCCAUCUCGACCGUCAUAACGACGGUUCUCGGGGUGACUCUAGGCGGGUUGCUGAUAUGGCGCGUUUACCGGAGACAGAGGAAGCGACUACCUUGCAGUCACAAGGCAGUCGAUUCACCCGUGGUGGAGGCGGCCCCUCCGCCUCUCUCAGUGGAGUCUCCAGCCACGCCGGUUUCUUCUUCUUCUUCUCCUCCUCCAACACCUCCUCCACCCACCCCGGCGCUACCAUCUCCAGAGCAGCUGCUGAGGGUGGCGCCUGUGGUAGUGGGCUCCGAGGACGAGUGGGAGCGCGCCUGGCCCGCCCUGCAGAAGGACCUCGCCGUCUUCCCCGUGUUGGGGUUGGACUGUGAAUGGGUAAAGAAGCGCGGCGUGUCGGUGAAGGGUCGGACCUCCAUGGUGUCUCUUCUCCAGAUGGCCUCCUACUCGGGCCGCUGUGUCCUGGUCCGGAUGCUCUCCCUCCGAGGUGGGGGGGCGCGGUCCAUCCCCCUCAGCCUGAUGGAGGUCCUGCGAGACCCCCACGUCUUGAAGGUUGGGGUGGGCUGCUACGAAGACGCCAAGCGGCUGAUCCGAGACCACGGCCUGGCCGUGGGGUGCACGGUGGACCUGCGGUACCUGGUCCUCAGAAGGAAGGUGCUGCUGAACAACGGCAUGAGUCUGAAGUCUCUUGCGUCCGACCUGCUCGGCGUCUCUCUGGAUAAGUCUCUGGCGCUGCGCUGCAGUGACUGGGAGGCCAAGAAGCUGACCGCCGACCAGGUGCGCUAUGCAGCGGGCGACGCCCAGGUCUCCGUCGCUCUGUUCUUCCACCUGCUGGGUCUGGGCGGAGACUCUAGCCCCUCCCCCUGCUCCUCCAUCAGCCCCUCCCCCUCUAGCCCCGCCUACUUAUCCACCGGCACCGCCCCCUACGCCCGGCUGGCCGCCCAGUGCCAGGGGCUGGUGGACGUCCCGUUCCGGGAGGGGCGGGGCUCGGGGCGGGGGGCCGCGGAGGGCGACGAGAACACCCCGUUCAGGGGGGGCGGCGACGGCGGCGGCGACCGGAGGCCGAGGAGGCUGGCCUUCGAGGGCCCGGAGGCUGGGGACCAGCAAGUCCCAGACCCCCGGCGCAACCAGAAGAGGAAGCCCCUGGGGGUGGGCUACUUCGCCAGGAAGUCUCCUCUCUAUGACAACUGCUUCCUGUACGCCCCCGACGGAGAGCCGCUCUGUACCUGCGACAAGAAGAAGGCCAAGUGGUACCUGGACAAGGGCCUGGGAGUCCUGGAGUCCCAGGACCCCUUCGUGGUGCGGCUGCUGUUCGAGCCGGCGGGCCGGCCAGAAUCGAAGCAGGACUACUACCUGACGGCCAAGGAGAACCUGUGUGUGGUCUGUGGCAAGGAGGACUCCUACAUCAGGAAGAACAUCGUCCCCCACGAGUACCGGCGCCACUUCCCCGCCGAGCUGAAGGACCACAACUCCCACGACAUCCUGCUGCUGUGCACGGCGUGCCACGCCGCCUCCAACGUCCACGACGGCUCCCUGAAGCAGCUGCUGGCCGAGGAGCACGGCGCCCCCCAGGGGUGCGAGGAGGGGGUGCGCGUCCUGGAGGACUCGGACCGGCGCCGCGUGCGCUCGGCCGCCAGGGCGCUGCUCACGGCCGGCGACGCCCUGCCGCAGCGGCGGCGCUCCGAGCUGCAGGGACUGAUCCAGGACUUCCUGGAGCCGGACGGACGCACGGACGGCGGGGAGCUGACCUCCGAGGACCUGCAGUACGCGGCCGAGCUGGAGACCAGGAUCUUCAACGCGUCCUACGUGCCCCACGGUCUGAAGGUGGUGCGGGCGCAGGCGGGUGGCGGCGGCGGCGGCCUGCGCGGCCUGAUGGAGCUGGAGCGGCGCUGGCGCCAGCACUUCCUGUCCUCCAUGCGGCCGCGCCACCUGCCCCCGCUCUGGGCCGUCGACCACAACCACAGGAAGCUACGCCACAAGUACGGCGAGGACCUGCCCGUCCUGCCCCUCUGAGGACCCCCCCCCCUUCCCCGUUGCUCAUGGCAACCGGAAAGAAGGAACGCUGACUGGAACCGGGCGGUUUGUGGGACCUUUGCCAAAAACUAUGUUCAAUAAGGGAACCCCCCCCCCCAAACCCGGCAGCAACCAGCACGAAGGAACGCUGCCCGGAACCGGGCGGUUUGUGGGACCGUGGCCAAAAACUAUGUUCAGUACAGAGACCCUCUUCCCCCCCCUUCCCACGAAGGCCUAACGCUGGACUACAGAACCUGAAUGUACCAGAGCUCGUUUCUGAUUGGACCGGGGGACGACCCGGUCCGGUGCCAAAGACAACCCGUUGGAUGAGAUGUACAGUGGGCGGAGCUUGGUGCGCACAUGCUCAGCCCACUGACGGCUGUCCCUUUGCUUCCCCCCCCCCCCCCCCCCCCCCCCCCUUGAAGGCCAGCACCGAUUGAUACACUUGAUUCAUUAAAAAAAAAAAAACUAUCUAGAUAUUUAUUUACAUAUUCCUCCUCCACAGAUAAGGGAACAUAACCAACUAUACAAAACGGCAACACUCAUCCUCAUUGGACGGAUGACUUAACAAUAUCAGCUCUCAUUGGACGGAUGUAAUGAGGCUCUCUUUCAUUGGACAGAUUAAAGGACAACAGGGGUCCCAAAGGCACCAAUCAAGAGCAUCUUACUCCCCUGACGGUCAAUUCAUCAGGGGACCUCUCUCUGGUUGGUCCUUGGGGCCCCUGAGACUGGGGGCCCCAGGAUGAAGGUCCAGGUGGACCCUCUCCUACCACUCCCCCCUCUCUGUUCCCAGGCUCCCCCUGAAGGCUCGGAUAUUUCCCCGGCCCCUGUCCCCAGGGGCCCCUAAACCUCCGAGCACCACCGAGGUACCGGGUUCAAUGCCCCGCCUCCGCCACGGUCUAGAUAGUCUGCUUAUUAUGUUUGCGUUUUUUAUUAUGGGAUGGGGUGAAGAGACGUGGGACGUCAGAAGUGUGCACCAUGAAGUUUAUUUUAAAAGAGAUUUGUUUGUUGUUGUAAAAUGUUUGACUCGACAUUUUAAAAAAAUAAAGUUUUCUUUGUAUACUGCA